GCCCUUCGGGAUGAUGUCAUUGUGAUCCAGAGCAGGAGGGGCGAGGCGGACAGCCGCUCAUCCACCGGUAUCAUGGCUUCCUAACCGGAGGGGGAAGUGACUGAGAGGAAAGCAAGGACUUUUCUCUGUUGAAUGCCCGAAUUACCACUGCUCUUUCCAGAACCCGAGAUUUAGGACAGAGGGGUUCGGCCUCCCGACUCUCCGCCACCGGCCGCCCCUGGGAUCCAGGCUCUUAUUUAGUUUUCGUAUUGGUGAAUUUCCAUUCGUAAACCGUGGAAGAUGGCCGACCCGGCGGAGUGCACCAUCAAAGUGAUGUGCCGUUUCAGGCCCCUGAACAGCUCCGAGGUUACCAGAGGCGACAGAUACAUUCCCAAAUUUCAAGGGGAAGAUACUGUCGUUAUCGGGGGUAAACCCUACAUGUUUGACAGAGUGUUUCAGUCAAAUACAACACAAGAACAAGUCUACAACGCUUGUGCCCAAAAGAUUGUAAAAGAUGUUCUUGAGGGAUACAAUGGGACAAUUUUUGCUUAUGGACAGACGUCAUCUGGGAAAACACACACCAUGGAGGGGAAUCUCCAUGACACAGACUCAAUGGGCAUCAUCCCCAGGAUAGUACAGGAUAUCUUCAACUACAUAUAUUCCAUGGAUGAAAACCUGGAGUUUCAUAUUAAAGUUUCAUAUUUUGAAAUCUACUUAGACAAAAUCCGAGACCUUUUGGAUGUGUCGAAGACCAAUUUAUCAGUGCAUGAAGAUAAAAACAGAGUACCUUACGUCAAGGGCUGCACUGAGAGGUUCGUGUGCAGCCCAGAGGAAGUCAUGGACACAAUUGAUGAAGGCAAAUCUAACAGACAUGUAGCAGUCACAAACAUGAACGAGCACAGCUCCAGGAGUCACAGCAUCUUCCUAAUAAACGUUAAGCAGGAGAACACUCAGACGGAGCAGAAGCUCAGUGGGAAACUCUACCUGGUGGAUCUGGCUGGUAGUGAAAAGGUUAGUAAAACCGGUGCAGAGGGAGCCGUGCUUGAUGAAGCCAAGAACAUCAACAAGUCUCUGUCAUCUCUGGGAAACGUCAUCUCUGCGUUGGCUGAAGGAACGGCCUACAUCCCUUACAGAGACAGCAAGAUGACCCGUAUCCUGCAGGACUCUCUGGGUGGUAACUGUCGAACCACCAUAGUGAUCUGCUGCUCACCUUCCUCCUAUAACGAGGCUGAAACCAAAUCUACCCUUAUGUUUGGACAAAGAGCGAAGACUAUUAAGAACACAGUGACGGUGAACAUCGAGCUGACGGCAGAGCAGUGGAAGCAGAAAUACGAGAGGGAGAAGGAGAAGAACAAAACUCUGAGGAACACCAUCACCUGGCUGGAGAACGAGCUCAACCGCUGGAGAAACGGAGAGAGCGUUCCCGUGGAGGAGCAGUUCGACAAAGAGAAGGCGAACGCUGAGGUGCUGGCUCUGGACAACAUCAUCAAUGAAAAGCAGGCCUCUACGCCCAACGUGCCCGGCGUUCGUCUCACCGACGUAGAAAAGGACAAGUGUGAGGCGGAGCUGACGAAGCUUUACAAACAGCUGGACGAUAAGGAUGAAGAGAUCAACCAGCAGAGCCAGCUGGUGGAGAAGCUGAAGCAGCAGAUGCUCGACCAGGAGGAGCUGCUGGCUUCCUCCCGGAGGGAUCACGAAAACCUGCAGGCGGAGCUGAACCGCCUUCAGACGGAGAACGAGGCGUCCAAGGAGGAGGUGAAGGAGGUGCUGCAGGCCCUGGAGGAGCUGGCUGUCAACUACGACCAGAAGAGCCAGGAGGUGGAGGACAAGACCAAGGAGUUCGAGUCCAUCAGUGAGGAGCUCAGCCAAAAAUCUUCCACCUUGUCCUCUCUGGACUCUGAGCUCCAGAAGCUGAAGGAAAUGUCCAAUCACCAGAAGAAGAGAGUGACUGAGAUGAUGUCAUCUCUGCUCAAGGAUUUGGCUGAAAUUGGAAUAGCUGUGGGCAGCAAUGACAUCAAGCAACACGAGGGCGGCAGCGGCCUGAUAGAUGAGGAGUUCACAGUGGCUCGUCUCUACAUCAGCAAGCUGAAGUCAGAGGUGAAGACGAUGGUGAAGCGCUGCAAGCAGCUGGAGGGUAUCCAGUCUGACAGCAACAAGAAGAUGGACGAGAACGAGAAAGAACUGGCCGCCUGUCAGCUGCGCAUCUCGCAGCAUGAGGCUAAAAUCAAGUCCCUGACUGAGUAUCUUCAGAAUGUGGAGCAGAAGAAGAGGCAGCUAGAGGAGAACGUCGACUCGCUCAAUGAGGAGCUUGUGAAGCUCAGCGCUCAGGAGAAAGUUCAUGCAAUGGAGAAGGAAAAUGAGAUCCAGACUGCUAAUGAAGUUAAGGAAGCGGUGGAGAAGCAGAUCCACUCCCACCGUGAAGCCCACCAGAAACAGAUCAGCAGCCUGAGAGAUGAGCUGGACAACAAGGAGAAACUCAUCACCGAGCUGCAGGACUUGAACCAGAAGAUCAUGCUGGAGCAGGAGAGGCUCAAAGUGGAGCACGAGAAGCUGAAGUCCACUGACCAGGAGAAGAGCCGCAAGCUGCACGAGCUCACGGUGAUGCAGGACAGACGGGAGCAGGCCAGACAGGACCUGAAGGGGCUCGAGGAGACAGUGGCAAAAGAGCUGCAGACUCUCCACAACCUCAGGAAACUCUUUGUUCAGGAUUUGGCCACCAGAGUGAAGAAGAGUGCGGAGAUGGACUCUGAUGACACAGGAGGCAGCGCGGCACAAAAACAGAAAAUCUCCUUUCUUGAGAACAAUCUUGAGCAACUCACCAAGGUUCACAAACAGCUGGUUCGUGAUAAUGCAGACCUGCGCUGUGAGCUUCCAAAACUGGAAAAACGUCUUCGCGCUACGGCUGAACGGGUCAAGGCUUUGGAAUCUGCACUGAAGGAGGCAAAGGAGAACGCCGCACGCGAUCGCAAGCGCUACCAGCAGGAGGUGGACCGCAUCAAGGAAGCCGUCCGGGCCAAGAACAUGGCCCGGAGGGGACACUCGGCCCAGAUCGCCAAACCCAUCCGGCCCGGACAGCCACCAGUUGCAUCUCCAACCCACCCCAACAUCAACCGCAGUGCAGGCGGCUUCUACCAGAACAGCCAGCCGGUGGCCAUCAGGGGAGGAGGCAGCAAGCCUGACAAGAACUGAAGAGCCGCAGAAGAAUGACACCACAGAAGAAGAGCAACGUCACCCACCUGCCCACCCACCCGACAACCUGUCAUUCCAUUACAGCAAACUGGCGCCGCUGCAGAGCCAUGAAGGAGUUUUGGAUUUAUAAAUAUAUAUAUAUAUAUAUAUAAAUAUUCCCGGCCUGUACAGCUCCCUAAACACUUCCACUCACCCCUCACUCCUCCAGUUCUCAAAAUGAAUAUCUCUCUUUCUCUUAUGCCAUAUAAUAAUUUAAAUAAAUGAAAAGAAACAGCAAUUUUAAUUUACAAGAAGCAGGAUAAUAUUCUUAUUCAGCAAACCAAACGGAGUCUCGAGUGCAGCCUUUUCUGUUUGUUUUUUUUUUUUGAGGGUUUUUUGGCGAGCGAAACCGUGCACGAUCUCGAAUGUUUAGCUUCGGUUUCGUUUUUGUUUUGCACAGUCUGUCGUCACCCGUCGUCUUCGUGCGAGUAGUUCUGCACUGUGCCAAGCUGAAUGUAAACGGUAGCAAGAAAACAAACUCCUAAAAAAAAAAAAAAAAAAAAAAAGACCAAAAAAAAUGAAGAAAAUAGCUCGACCUUAUAGGCUAACUUCUGUACAUUUUAUUACGACUUCUGCGUUAACCACAGUUUUCUCUGUAUAGAUUUUACAUGCUUCAUAAAGGAGGAAAUUAAACUUAUUUUGUGUCGAGUAGAAGGUGUCGAACACUACUGUUUCUGUGCUUGUACAGAUGUAAAAUCGGCACUACUGCACACGUUUCCCCGGAGAGAAAACUGCAAGGAAACGGCUUAAAAAAAAUUUAAAAAAGAAGGAUUUAAAAAUAAAAACUAUAAUAAUAAUGAAAAGGAAAGCCGUGCAACAGUUGUACUGUAGAUGUAUUUAACUAAAUACCUGUGGAGGCCAUUUGUUUUUAUCAUUAAGUUAAGUUAAAACUAUACUUGUUGGUGGCUUCGUUGGAAGGAUAUGAAAAAUGCAAAUGAGGGAUGAAGUGGGAAAAUAAGAAUGAUCUGGUUAACACAGCAAACUUCCACCCUUUUAGCCUACACAAAGUUGCUAAAUGUAAUGUUUUUAACUAAUAUAAGUGGAUAUUGUCGCUGUUAAUAGACUCUAUUUAUGUAUCUCAGCACACAAACUGCAGCCGAUUAGACAGAAAUUGACACAAUCGUCGUCGUCCAGGAGCUAAAAAAAUAAUUUCUCUACAGGGGUGCCUCGCUUCUUCAAUCAUCUUCUUCCCUACUUUUUCUUCGUUUUUUGUAGAUGUAAGACCUGUUUUAUGCUGGGUUUUAUGUGCUGUUAUUGUUCAAUAGAUGGUAUAGAUGUUUGAUCGAUACGUUUGGGAAAUGAGUUGAUGGAUCGGAUCCUCGCUGCUGAUCAGCCAGUCAGGAAAAGCGGGGUCAAAGGAAGGAAAAACACAAAUUGCACAUUAAUCUUAUGUCGUCACAUCGGUAAAAAAAAAAGGGUUUAUUUAACUGAAACUAACCAGCGGGUGUAGGAUUUUUUUUUUUUAGUGUUGUAUUUGUUGUAUAUUUUUUAUUUUAGUUUCCACCACGUUUGUUUUUUUUUUUUUGUGUGUGUGUGUGUUAAUCCUUUAAAGCCCCAGUGCAUUGGCGAGAAAGCUGAACCCCAGCAUGAGAACACUAACACCUUGCCUAAGUGCAAUAUACUGUAAGAUACACUGUAUGCCGGUCAGUUUGCUCCUGCCACUCCUCUUUUUGUUUCUCGCUGAAGGCUUCUUUCAUCACUAGAAACCUGAAACAGCUGUUUUUAAUGCUGAGACGAAGAAAAAAAAGGCUCCUUUUCUGUCGUUUAAUUAUGAAAACAGUUGAAAGAAUCCUGAAUUGAGAGGAAAAAGUGAGAGCAUUGAAGCAAAUCCAGCUCCAAAGGGAGGAUGGUGUCACGUUGAGACAGGAAAGUCAGGUUUUCUUCGCUCUAUUCUGAGAAGAAAACAAAUAAAAAAAAAAUUAAAAAGCACUCCAUUAUGCGGCUGUUUUAGCUUGGAGGUGUAAAGAAGUUUCCAAAGCCUUGUGAAGAGAAUAAAUGGCUGUCAUUGUGUUUCAAGAGGUGCAGAGAGGAAUAUCUAGACAUCUGUGAUAAUCUGGACUACACUGCAAAAACACAAAAUGUUAAAUAUUUUUGGUCUAGUUUCUAAUUCAAAUAUUUUAGGACACUUGGAAUGACUCAAAAUUAAUUCAAAAGUAACUUCACCAGGAUACAGGAGCUUGUUGUAAGUAAAUUAUUUCUUAAUAUCAACAAAAAAGUACUAAUUCCAUUGGCAGAUUAUUUCAUUUAUAACAAAUGAAAAAUGUAUUAAAAGUGAAAUAAUCUGCCAAUGAAACUAGUAUAUUUUCAGCAAUUUAAAGGUAUUAUUGACUUAAAACAAGCUGCAAUAUCUUGCUAAAAAGUUGCUUAUAAGUUGUUUUUUUUCUUAUUUCAAGUGUAUUAAAAUAUUUGCACUAGGAACUAGACCAAAAACACUUGGUAAGAUAUUGUGUUUUUGCAUUGUAGAUAAAACUUCUGAAUUGUUAACCUUAAAAAAUGUUUAUCUUAUGAUCUUCCACCAAAAACUGGAUAUGAAAUGGGUUGCAGAGAUCACUUAUGGUGUUUGUCGAAAUUACGUUUUUGCAUUGAUUCUAAAUUAAAACAAAAGUGUAGCCUUUUUUUAUUACUGUGUAAUAGUUGAUCGAUUUUUAAAGGACAGUAGUUUUUUUUGCAAGGGGUUGGGGUUUGGGUCAGUGGACGCGGUACUGGAUCAUUCCUGGAGAACUGGGGCACAAGUCUAACAGGGCUCUGAUGAUAUGGACAGAGACGGGAAGUUUAAUGAGAUCACAGUUUUGGAUUGACUGCAUGAUGUAAAUGUAUGUGUGAUUAAAUAAUUAUGAGAAAA
Messenger RNA from Gambusia affinis (western mosquitofish), 6049 nucleotides. Its product is annotated as kinesin-1 heavy chain. NCBI's taxonomy places the organism in Eukaryota, Metazoa, Chordata, Actinopteri, Cyprinodontiformes, Poeciliidae. The record is from RefSeq and is a predicted model, not a curated record. Gene Ontology annotation, molecular function: microtubule binding; microtubule motor activity; ATP binding. The transcript has 26 exons. Bases 280 to 3168 code for a protein of 962 amino acids. Gene Ontology annotation, biological process: microtubule-based movement.